Molecule: messenger RNA, 4760 nt
Organism: Homo sapiens (human)
Lineage: Eukaryota; Metazoa; Chordata; Mammalia; Primates; Hominidae
Gene: LARS1
Product: leucyl-tRNA synthetase 1
Exons: 32
Coding region: 158-3688 (1176 amino acids)
Biological process (GO): tRNA aminoacylation for protein translation; aminoacyl-tRNA metabolism involved in translational fidelity; leucyl-tRNA aminoacylation
Cellular component (GO): cytoplasm; aminoacyl-tRNA synthetase multienzyme complex
Molecular function (GO): aminoacyl-tRNA ligase activity; aminoacyl-tRNA deacylase activity; leucine-tRNA ligase activity
Source: RefSeq, marked reviewed
AGUAAGGAGCCGGAUGAUUGCCUCAGCAGGUGUGAAGCGUGUGCUUUAGUUUCGUGGGAGGCCUGGCAUCCCCGAGAGGGAGGGGAAAGGUAACCACUCCUUUGUGGAGGUCGCCAGGGUCAUUGUCGUGGAUUUGCACAGUCGGCUGGGCGGUGCAAUGGCGGAAAGAAAAGGAACAGCCAAAGUGGACUUUUUGAAGAAGAUUGAGAAAGAAAUCCAACAGAAAUGGGAUACUGAGAGAGUGUUUGAGGUCAAUGCAUCUAAUUUAGAGAAACAGACCAGCAAGGGCAAGUAUUUUGUAACCUUCCCAUAUCCAUAUAUGAAUGGACGCCUUCAUUUGGGACACACGUUUUCUUUAUCCAAAUGUGAGUUUGCUGUAGGGUACCAGCGAUUGAAAGGAAAAUGUUGUCUGUUUCCCUUUGGCCUGCACUGUACUGGAAUGCCUAUUAAGGCAUGUGCUGAUAAGUUGAAAAGAGAAAUAGAGCUGUAUGGUUGCCCCCCUGAUUUUCCAGAUGAAGAAGAGGAAGAGGAAGAAACCAGUGUUAAAACAGAAGAUAUAAUAAUUAAGGAUAAAGCUAAAGGAAAAAAGAGUAAAGCUGCUGCUAAAGCUGGAUCUUCUAAAUACCAGUGGGGCAUUAUGAAAUCCCUUGGCCUGUCUGAUGAAGAGAUAGUAAAAUUUUCUGAAGCAGAACAUUGGCUUGAUUAUUUCCCGCCACUGGCUAUUCAGGAUUUAAAAAGAAUGGGUUUGAAGGUAGACUGGCGUCGUUCCUUCAUCACCACUGAUGUUAAUCCUUACUAUGAUUCAUUUGUCAGAUGGCAAUUUUUAACAUUAAGAGAAAGAAACAAAAUUAAAUUUGGGAAGCGGUAUACAAUUUACUCUCCGAAAGAUGGACAGCCUUGCAUGGAUCAUGAUAGACAAACUGGAGAGGGUGUUGGACCUCAGGAAUAUACUUUACUCAAAUUGAAGGUGCUUGAGCCAUACCCAUCUAAAUUAAGUGGCCUGAAAGGUAAAAAUAUUUUCUUGGUGGCUGCUACUCUCAGACCUGAGACCAUGUUUGGGCAGACAAAUUGUUGGGUUCGUCCUGAUAUGAAGUACAUUGGAUUUGAGACGGUGAAUGGUGAUAUAUUCAUCUGUACCCAAAAAGCAGCCAGGAAUAUGUCAUACCAGGGCUUUACCAAAGACAAUGGCGUGGUGCCUGUUGUUAAGGAAUUAAUGGGGGAGGAAAUUCUUGGUGCAUCACUUUCUGCACCUUUAACAUCAUACAAGGUGAUCUAUGUUCUCCCAAUGCUAACUAUUAAGGAGGAUAAAGGCACUGGUGUGGUUACAAGUGUUCCUUCCGACUCCCCUGAUGAUAUUGCUGCCCUCAGAGACUUGAAGAAAAAGCAAGCCUUACGAGCAAAAUAUGGAAUUAGAGAUGACAUGGUCUUGCCAUUUGAGCCGGUGCCAGUCAUUGAAAUCCCAGGUUUUGGAAAUCUUUCUGCUGUAACCAUUUGUGAUGAGUUGAAAAUUCAGAGCCAGAAUGACCGGGAAAAACUUGCAGAAGCAAAGGAGAAGAUAUAUCUAAAAGGAUUUUAUGAGGGUAUCAUGUUGGUGGAUGGAUUUAAAGGACAGAAGGUUCAAGAUGUAAAGAAGACUAUUCAGAAAAAGAUGAUUGACGCUGGAGAUGCACUUAUUUACAUGGAACCAGAGAAACAAGUGAUGUCCAGGUCGUCAGAUGAAUGUGUUGUGGCUCUGUGUGACCAGUGGUACUUGGAUUAUGGAGAAGAGAAUUGGAAGAAACAGACAUCUCAGUGCUUGAAGAACCUGGAAACAUUCUGUGAGGAGACCAGGAGGAAUUUUGAAGCCACCUUAGGUUGGCUACAAGAACAUGCUUGCUCAAGAACUUAUGGUCUAGGCACUCACCUGCCUUGGGAUGAGCAGUGGCUGAUUGAAUCACUUUCUGACUCCACUAUUUACAUGGCAUUUUACACAGUUGCACACCUAUUGCAGGGGGGUAACUUGCAUGGACAGGCAGAGUCUCCGCUGGGCAUUAGACCGCAACAGAUGACCAAGGAAGUUUGGGAUUAUGUUUUCUUCAAGGAGGCUCCAUUUCCUAAGACUCAGAUUGCAAAGGAAAAAUUAGAUCAGUUAAAGCAGGAGUUUGAAUUCUGGUAUCCUGUUGAUCUUCGCGUCUCUGGCAAGGAUCUUGUUCCAAAUCAUCUUUCAUAUUACCUUUAUAAUCAUGUGGCUAUGUGGCCGGAACAAAGUGACAAAUGGCCUACAGCUGUGAGAGCAAAUGGACAUCUCCUCCUGAACUCUGAGAAGAUGUCAAAAUCCACAGGCAACUUCCUCACUUUGACCCAAGCUAUUGACAAAUUUUCAGCAGAUGGAAUGCGUUUGGCUCUGGCUGAUGCUGGUGACACUGUAGAAGAUGCCAACUUUGUGGAAGCCAUGGCAGAUGCAGGUAUUCUCCGUCUGUACACCUGGGUAGAGUGGGUGAAAGAAAUGGUUGCCAACUGGGACAGCCUAAGAAGUGGUCCUGCCAGCACUUUCAAUGAUAGAGUUUUUGCCAGUGAAUUGAAUGCAGGAAUUAUAAAAACAGAUCAAAACUAUGAAAAGAUGAUGUUUAAAGAAGCUUUGAAAACAGGGUUUUUUGAGUUUCAGGCCGCAAAAGAUAAGUACCGUGAAUUGGCUGUGGAAGGGAUGCACAGAGAACUUGUGUUCCGGUUUAUUGAAGUUCAGACACUUCUCCUCGCUCCAUUCUGUCCACAUUUGUGUGAGCACAUCUGGACACUCCUGGGAAAGCCUGACUCAAUUAUGAAUGCUUCAUGGCCUGUGGCAGGUCCUGUUAAUGAAGUUUUAAUACACUCCUCACAGUAUCUUAUGGAAGUAACACAUGACCUUAGACUACGACUCAAGAACUAUAUGAUGCCAGCUAAAGGGAAGAAGACUGACAAACAACCCCUGCAGAAGCCCUCACAUUGCACCAUCUAUGUGGCAAAGAACUAUCCACCUUGGCAACAUACCACCCUGUCUGUUCUACGUAAACACUUUGAGGCCAAUAACGGAAAACUGCCUGACAACAAAGUCAUUGCUAGUGAACUAGGCAGUAUGCCAGAACUGAAGAAAUACAUGAAGAAAGUCAUGCCAUUUGUUGCCAUGAUUAAGGAAAAUCUGGAGAAGAUGGGGCCUCGUAUUCUGGAUUUGCAAUUAGAAUUUGAUGAAAAGGCUGUGCUUAUGGAGAAUAUAGUCUAUCUGACUAAUUCGCUUGAGCUAGAACACAUAGAAGUCAAGUUUGCCUCCGAAGCAGAAGAUAAAAUCAGGGAAGACUGCUGUCCUGGGAAACCACUUAAUGUUUUUAGAAUAGAACCUGGUGUGUCCGUUUCUCUGGUGAAUCCCCAGCCAUCCAAUGGCCACUUCUCAACCAAAAUUGAAAUCAGGCAAGGAGAUAACUGUGAUUCCAUAAUCAGGCGUUUAAUGAAAAUGAAUCGAGGAAUUAAAGACCUUUCCAAAGUGAAACUGAUGAGAUUUGAUGAUCCACUGUUGGGGCCUCGACGAGUUCCUGUCCUGGGAAAGGAGUACACCGAGAAGACCCCCAUUUCUGAGCAUGCUGUUUUCAAUGUGGACCUCAUGAGCAAGAAAAUUCAUCUGACUGAGAAUGGGAUAAGGGUGGAUAUUGGCGAUACAAUAAUCUAUCUGGUUCAUUAAACUCAUGCACAUUGGAGAUUUAUCCUGGUUUCUUAGGAAUACUACUACUCUGAUUGUGUCUACUGAUUGGCUAUCAGAACCUUAGGCUGGACCUAAAUAGAUUGAUUUCAUUUCUAACCAUCCAAUUCUGCAUGUAUUCAUAAUUCUAUCAAGUCAUCUUUGAUUCCUGGACCUAAUAAAUUUUUUUUCCCUUUCUUUGGGUGUCCAAGAGAAAUGGUUUUUGCCAAACUCUUUUUAAAAAACAAAUUGUUGCUAUUUCCUAGAAGUUUCUGGUUUUUAAGAUGAACAUAAAAGUGUCAGUAUGCUUCUUUUAUGAGGUGUACUUUAUACUUUGAUGAAGGCUAAGGUGUACCUAACAGCUUUUUAUAGUAUAUUCAUUUAUGGAGUUAGCUGUAUUUUUUUUUAAAAAAGAAAAGUAGUAAAUUAGCAGCUUUUUUUUUUAAAUGAAGAGAACUUCAUGAUGAUUUAAAAGAACUAAUGAGAAUAUUUUGACUUGACUUCAAUUACUAAGUAUUUUGUAUAAAGAACAAAUAGGUCCUGCAUUUUAUAAGACUUUUUAAAGCUUUAAUUAUUCAACUAAGAACCAAUAAUGGCUUCUUCAAGGCUAAUAUCAAUAGUUUAUAAGCAGUAUAUUUCACCUACACUAAAUAUGGGCAUUUUAAAAGAAGAUUCCCCCCUUCCCCCCCAGAAAUCUGCAUUUACUAAAUUUGUCUUAAGUCCAAUUGUGUUUAAAGGUCAUGCUGGUCGGGUGUGGUGGCUCACACCUAUAAUCCCAGCACUUUGGGAGGCCAAGGUGGGCAGUCACCUGAGGUCAGGAGUUUGAGACCAGCCUGACCAACAUGGUGAAACCCCGUCUCUACUAAAAAUACAAAAAUUAGCUUGGCAUGGUGGCGGGUACCUGUAAUCCCAGCUGCUUGGGAGUGUGAGGCAGGAGAAUCGCUUGAACCUGGGAGACCGAGGUUGCAGUGAGCUGAAACCGUGCCAUUGCACUCCAGCUUAGGCAACAAGAGUGAAACUCUGUCUCAAUCAAUCCAUCAAUCAAUCAAUAAAAUAGAGGUCAUGCUGACUAUUA